Molecule: messenger RNA, 402 nt
Organism: Aureobasidium melanogenum CBS 110374
Lineage: Eukaryota; Fungi; Ascomycota; Dothideomycetes; Dothideales; Saccotheciaceae
Product: Prefoldin, subunit 4
Exons: 4
Coding region: 1-402 (133 amino acids)
Biological process (GO): protein folding
Cellular component (GO): cytoplasm; prefoldin complex
Source: RefSeq, a predicted model, not a curated record
AUGAUGUCAAGACGAAUGUUGUCGAAGGAGGAAGAAGGCGAAGAGACCGAAGUCCGCCGCGAAGACCAGGAUAAAAUCAAUCGUUUCAGCACACUGCAUCAGAAAGAGAAGCUUUUGCAAGCAGAGCUCAAGACUAAGGAGAAGGAGAAGGAGGAUUUAGAAGAAGUCUCGUCAGAACUCGAGCUUGCUGACGAAGACGAGAAGGUCUCAUACAAGAUCGGAGACUCGUUCUUUCUACUACCUUUGCCCGAAGUUCAGGAAUUGCUAGCGACUUCGAUCGAAAAGAUCGAUGGGGACGUGACGGCUGUUGAGGAGAAGUUGAGCGAGCUCAGGGAUGAGAUGCAGCAGUUGAAGACAGCACUUUACGGACGCUUCGGCCGCAGCAUCAAUCUCGAGGCAUAA